This is a messenger RNA of Argiope bruennichi, 754 nucleotides long. Its product is annotated as cGMP-dependent 3',5'-cyclic phosphodiesterase-like. Lineage: Eukaryota; Metazoa; Arthropoda; Arachnida; Araneae; Araneidae. The record is from RefSeq and is a predicted model, not a curated record. The coding region runs from base 46 to 591 and encodes 181 amino acids. The transcript has 7 exons. Gene Ontology annotation, molecular function: 3',5'-cyclic-AMP phosphodiesterase activity; 3',5'-cGMP-stimulated cyclic-nucleotide phosphodiesterase activity; 3',5'-cyclic-GMP phosphodiesterase activity. Gene Ontology annotation, cellular component: cytosol; perinuclear region of cytoplasm; synaptic membrane. Gene Ontology annotation, biological process: negative regulation of receptor guanylyl cyclase signaling pathway; regulation of mitochondrion organization; positive regulation of gene expression.
CUCAACGAGACAUACCUGAAGAAAGUACGGUGCACCCUCUCCAUCAUGUACGAUGAACCCAUCCUCGAAGAACAUCACACGCAGACCCUCUUCCUUAUCUUAGAGGACAUCCGCUGCAAUAUCUUCUUUGAUCUGGAAUCAGACGAUUACAAGCAGAUUCUUGACGACAUGAAACUGGCUAUUCUGUCAACAAACCUUCAAAAAUACAAAGGACAAUGUGAAAAGAUGCGCCAUAUCGUCGAAACCGGAGUGGAUUUCAGAAAGAAACACGUACGGAAUUCCCUGAAGUCGCUGAUGAUGAUGGCGUGCGACCUGUGCUCAUCCUGGAAGCGGUGGGAUGAGCACAAGAAUGUCAUCUGGAGCAUCUACAAGGAGUAUUUUAACCAGGGUGACAAGGAAGUUAGUUUCGGCAUCACUACCCCAGAUCACAUGCUUCGCACCAAUGCAGAAAGCAUACCCAAGUACCAGGCAUCCUUCCUUGAAAACGUGGUGAUGCCAAUCUUGCAACUGUUGACGAAAAUUUUUCCUCAGCUAAAAGAAAUACUGAAAACGACGCAAGAAAAUUUAGAAUGCUGGAAAACUUAUAACUGAAAGAAUUUCAAGAAAAUGGAUAUAAUAAAAGAAAUCUUUAUAUGAUCAACACAUUGAAUCAAAGAAAUAAUAACACCUAAACUGGAUUUAAAAGAUCCAUCUAUGCAAUGGACAACUUAAAGGAUUACAUUUGUUCCAUUUUGUUUUAUACAUUAGAUGUACA